AUCUGGGUGAUAUCAUUUUAACAAAGUUAUUAUUUUUGUAUAAGCAUUUUCUUUUUAUCAACUACGGUUUUAUUAAUUUAUAUAAAAAUUAAUCAACUUUAACUUACUUUAGACAAGUUAAUCUGACUCCUAAGAAUGUCUGUAAAUUUACCGCCAGUUCCUCCAUCACUUAAGCAAAUUCAAUCAUAUUUAAAAAUAGCUUCUGAACAUGAUGAAAGAGACGUAGUUGUUAGUUAUUGGGCAAGAUUGUAUGGCCUACAAGUCGGAAUGAAAGCAUCUUCAAAACAACCAGACGAGACAGCUUUACUGUUGGGUUUAAUGGAUUGGCUAGAAGCUACAAAGAAGGAACACAGUGAAAAUGAAGCUAUUACAAAUGAAGUCGUUGCUCAAGCUCAUUUGGAAAAUUAUGCAUUAAAACUAUUUCAGUAUGCUGAUAAACAAGAUAGGGAUAGUAAUUUUGGAAAGAACGUCGUCAAAGCAUUUUAUACAAGUAGUAUUAUUUAUGAUAUUCUUCAAACAUUUGGUGAAUUAAGUGAAGAAGCAAUUCAUAAUAGAAAAUAUGCUAAAUGGAAGGCUGCUUAUAUUCAUACUUGUUUAAAAAAUGGUGAAACACCAAUUCCAGGACCAAUGCAAGAAGAUAAUGAAAGUCCUGAUCAAAAUACGGAAAAUAGUGAUAAUAGUGCAAUAGGAUUUUCAGUUCCACCAUCUAUUGAUGAACCCGUCACUCCAGAUCCAACUUCAUUUGAAAAUCCUCCGCCAUCUGCUGAAGAAGUUUUAAAUGAUCCAACAAAAUUACCAAAUCCUCCAAAAGAAGAAGAAAAAAAUCCUGGUGGUUUUAUACCAUAUAUUCCACCAGAACAACCACAAUCUAAUUAUGUUCCACCACCAGCAAAUGUUGAAUUAACAAUGGAACAAAUGCAAAAAGCACAAAAAUAUUGUAAGCAUGCUGGUAGUGCCUUGAGUUUUGAUGAUGUUCCAGCAGCAAUUGAAAUUUUAAGAAAAACAUUACAUCUUUUAACAACCGGAGAGGAUUUAAAUUAGAAAUCAUUAAGUAUUCUAAUAAAAUUUGUAUUAAAUCAAAAAUUUUGGAAAAAAAAAUAAGUUCUAACUUUAUGUACUGUUAAAAAGUUGUAUGUUCUUAUAAUUUUAAUUUAUAUUUAUGAUUAUUAAAAAAAUAAGCACGCUUAAUAGAUAAAAUUACUUGUUUUGGAUUUUUUUCUGAAAUAUUUUCGUCAUAA
Condylostylus longicornis is the source of this 1238-nucleotide messenger RNA. It is a transcript of the gene Vta1, whose product is annotated as vacuolar protein sorting-associated protein VTA1 homolog. Gene Ontology annotation, biological process: late endosome to vacuole transport via multivesicular body sorting pathway. Gene Ontology annotation, cellular component: multivesicular body. The record is from RefSeq and is a predicted model, not a curated record. NCBI's taxonomy places the organism in Eukaryota, Metazoa, Arthropoda, Insecta, Diptera, Dolichopodidae. The transcript has 4 exons. Bases 136 to 1041 code for a protein of 301 amino acids.